UGUCUGACCGGUCAAAAGUUUUCUUUUUAUUUUAUUUUUUUUCCAUGAAAAGAAUGUAGAUGGCAAAUUUUGUCAAGCUCCGUGACCUGCAAGUCUUACAUUCUCGAUGUUUGUCAAAAUAGUAUUAUACGUUGGUUUUUACCUACUGCGGACGGUGGCACCGCCGGUUUUUGAUGGUAUAAUUGUAAGGCCGUCGGCGGGUGGUAGAUGCUUCGGUUGAUCCCUGCUCAAUUUUUACUCGGUAGUUAGUUAAUCUUAUGAUGUCGUCAUAAGACACUCAUAACUCAAUGCCCUAAUCUAUAAUAUUAACCAAUAAUUUAAGGAUAAUGAAGCUACAUUAAGAAAAUAGGAACUAAUGAAAAUAUAUUUAUAUAUAUACACGCAUAUUAAACCGGCAAAAAUCUUAACAAAGAAGCCUCGGGGCCCAGCAGGUUUUUUCUGAAACCCAGUGGGUGGGCCCGCCCACCCUGGCGUCGCAACCGGUCUUCCCUCGCUAUAAAACCUCCCCUAAACCGCGUGAGCCGGUCGUCCCCAAAUCUGGCCAGAGGAAUCCGAUGGACGGCAAUCGCGGUCCGACGUCGACCGCCGUGGUCUGCCUCCUUCCAUCGGAGCUCCUUCACGAGAUCUUCUGCCGCCUCGCCCUUCCGGAGGUCCUCCGCCUCAAAUCCGUCUCCAGGGCCCUCGGUUCCCUCAUCGCAGCCGACGAGUUCCGUCGCCUGUACGACCAUCGCUCCGGCCCUGGCGGCGGCUGGGUCUUCGUCUUCAAGAAGCGACCCCCGCGCGACUCCAUCCUCCGUGGCUUCAACGCCCGCUCCGGCCGCUGGUUCCAGAUCCCGGUCGCCGGGAUCCUCGCGCCGCCGGCCGUCCCGCCGGGGGAGGACCUUUACUUCCUCGCCGCCUCCGGGGACUUCUUCCUAUUCGCCUCCAACGGCCGCCGGGAGCUCGUCGCCGUCAACAUCGCCACCCGCGCCGUGCGGCGGAUCCCGGCGAGCCCUCUCGGGCCACGUGGCACGUCAUCGUGGCGGCGGUCGGGUUUGAAGCUGGUCUCCGACCCCUCCGGCUCGGACCGCUUCCGGUUUCUCUUCGCCGAGAUGGAGCAGGACCGUCCCUUUCUCUUCGAAUACUGCUCGGAAACCGACGCGUGGCAUUCUCACGAGGCGAGAUCGGCUGAUGGGGAACCGGCACGUGUCCCGAGAGAGGGGAGGAUAUGCCUGAGCGCGGUCCACUUUGGAAGCGAGAGCGUGCUGUUAUCCGCGGGCGGGAGAAGUGAUGGGCCGGUGGUGUUCCGGCCGAGGUUCCCGGCAGGGUUGGGACCGAUGACAGGCGAUCGGCUGCACGUGUACGGCGACGGGAAUGUGGCGGUGAUCAGAUCGAGGGCGAUUGAUGAGGGAGGGAGAGUGAGGGUGAGGGUAGUGACGGGGGUGGAGUUGUGGGGGAUGAGGUUAGAUGGGAGGGAGUGGGAGUUGGUGUCGAGGGUUGCAGAAGAGGUGAUAGAGGGGAUUAGGAAGCCAUAUGGGGUGAUGAUGGGAUGUUUGGUGGAGAGGGAUGGCGUGGUUAGGUUGGUGUUGAUGUCAAACUGUAAGGGGUUGUGGGACAUAGUAUGGCUCUCCUAUGAUAGGUUUGGGAAGGAGUGGGCUUGGGUCCCCGUGCCUGAUUGUGGAACCAAAGGCCUCAACAUGGCCGGCAUUGCCUUCUCCACUACCUUCUCCAAAUUAUGGCCUUCCCCACCCCACUACGGGCUACCGAUCUAAUUUCAAUUCAAAUACACCACUUCGCACUCUGAAUUUUAUUGCAAGCAGUGGUUAUGAGUUGGUUUGCGACACAAUGGACAUCCGGUAUGAUUGGAAAUCAUUAACAAUUUGCGAUGAAUGACCUUUUUUUCUUUUUUUGCCCUCCAAAA
Elaeis guineensis (African oil palm) is the source of this 1900-nucleotide messenger RNA. RefSeq lists its product as uncharacterized. The record is from RefSeq and is a predicted model, not a curated record. NCBI's taxonomy places the organism in Eukaryota, Viridiplantae, Streptophyta, Magnoliopsida, Arecales, Arecaceae. Gene Ontology annotation, molecular function: protein binding.